AAUUUAAUCGCCAUUUUUCCUCAAUAAAUUUACAUUGACCGCUUGUAAUAUUUAUGCAGUUGGCAUCAGUUAGUACUGUAGCACUGCAAACAGAUAACCUAUAGCACCAUAAAGAAAUUAAUUUGAACAAGGAAAAAAAAGUGCAGAGCAGAUUGAUAUAUUUAAUUGUAGAAAUGGAUUUAGAUCAUAUUGGAGAUAUACCCAUUAAAAGUUCUUUAGAUGACAUGACCUGGGAUCCAACAGAUUUGGUAGUUGCUGUUGAGGACAAAGUGAAAGAUGUACAUAACGUAGGACAAGAAGAUAAGACAGGAUUUCUAGAUAAAUGCUACAAGUAUCAAUUAGAAGUCAAUUUGACUGUAAAGUCAGAUUUAUUUGGUUUCAAGCAAAAUCCAUCUGUGGGUGUUGUGGCCAAUUUCAUAGAUGUGAUGUGGAAGCAGGAAGAUCAGAAAAAUUGUCCGCCAACAUUUUGCAAUCUUAAAGUUUCCAAGUUUGAAAUGGGUUUGAAUGAAGAAGUCAAUUUGACUGUAAAGUCAGAUUUAUUUGGUUUCAAGCAAAAUCCAUCUGUGGGUGUUGUGGCCAAUUUCAUAGAUGUUAAGUGGAAGCAGGAAGAUCAGAAAAAAUGUCUGCCAACACUUUGCAGUAUUAAAGUUUCCAAGUUUGAAAUGGGUUUGAAUGAAGGUUUCUGCAAGGUUGAAACAUACCAGAUCAUUCAACGUGUUGGAUGUGGGCAGAAUAAGGAAGAAGAAAAAGCAAUGGAUUGGAAUAAAAAAGACCCUGAUAAAAUGAACAAAAUAAAAACAAACAUACUGAACAAGACAAAAUAUGGUAUGAUUUUAGUGCUGCUUUUGAGUGCUUUUUGUUCAGUGUCAAGUGCUAAAAAUAUAGAUGAUGACUGUUUACAGACAUCUGUAAGUGGGUUUGUCAAUACUGGAGAUUUGGUUUUCCACUGCAAGUGUAAAUGUUCAUGUUCACAAAACUGGAGAUGGUCUGGAGGUCCAAAUAAUGUUGAUUUGACCACUAAUCAGCAGGUGCUAUCAUCUUACAUUGAAAAAAUCAACAUUACUGAAAAUCCUCCAGGAGUACAUGACUAUUCAAUAACAAUGAACGUAACAGAGACUGAUUUUAUGUCUGACUUCACAUGCCAUAAUGGUUUUGCUACUAAGAAAAUAAACAGAUCUGAGUUACUACAACACGUAUCUCCACCUAGCCAGUAUACAGUUACCUCAACCAUGUCAUCACCUGAACAACCAAAGACCUCAGUCAUGUUAACACAUGAACAAACAAGGACCACAACCAUGUCAACACUUAAACCAACAAUGACAAGUUAUAUUAGUAAAAUGAGUGAUGGUGAAAAAGCAGGGAUAGUAUUUGGAUCUUUUAUAGUGGUAGCACUAUUAGUUGGAGCAGCUGUAUUCUUAGGUAAAAGGAGAUGUAAUCAACAAAAGCAGGAUGAUAUAGAAGCAGGAAUGCCUAUGAAAACAAGGUCUUAAGAGUUAUAUUUGAAGUUCUAAGGAGAAUUGAUAGAUCCAACAAGAACUGAUGUCAAUCCUGAUUAUUGCCUUAGCCUUUGCAACUUAGUUGAAUUUAAGAAUCAAAAGAAAUCAUAUCUUGUACUCAUGUUUUGAUAGAUUUUAUGUUUUUUUUUAAAUGUAAAAUAUGAAUUUUGCUUAACAAAGAAACCUACCACAUUCAAUCAUGUCUUUGAAUUUGAAAAUUUGACCUGUUUCUGAAGUCUAAGAAUCCAAUCAUCUGAUAAUUAAAAUUUUCUAAUUUAUUUUUUUUUACAUCUCAAAUUUAUUCUUUAAUCAUAAUAGAUCAUUUCUUAAAAAUUGCCAAAAAAAAUGAGAUUAAUAUAACUAUAAAUGGUAAAAUGUGGUGUGUAAUGUUUAGUAUAGUGAAAUGUAUAUUUUUAAAUAGAUUUUACAUUAUUUUGUUAUGUUUUAAUAAACAUGUUGUAAAGGCAUUAAUUGUCCAUUUGGGAUUCUUCAUGUGCUAGUAUUCAGUAUUUACAAGUCAAGCCUGUAUUGUCUCAGCGUUGUUGUAUUAUGGAUUAUUUUUACUUCAGUUUUAAGAUCUUUUACAUAUUUUAUAUUUUUGUACUUGAAUAGUUGUAAUCAUGUAAAAUAAAAUGGAGUGCCUCAUUUUCAACACAUAUCAUUUAUAUUUCGAUUUGGUCUUUUAUUGAUUUUUCAAUGAAAUGAAGAAUGACAUAUAAACUGAUCAACUUUUAUCAUUUGCAGACAUAAUCAUGGAUUUAAAUAUCCAUAUAAAUGAACAAAUUUUUUUGUAUUUAUUUAAAAUUUUUAUUUAUAUAGAUGUUUAGACAGUCAUACUUUUAUUUAUUCUAUUGCAUAGAAUUAAAAGAGUUUCUACAAUAUUUUAUUUUUAUGCACCAUUUAUGGGCAUUAUCUUUUCUGGUCUGUGCAUCCAUUCUUCUGUCUGUCCAUUUAUUGAUCCAUUUGUUUGUUGAGAGGGGGGUUUGUCAGAGUGGUCCUGAUCUGAAAUCCAGAGAUCAAUCCCAAAAUCUUGAGCUUUAAGACAUCCGAUCCUGACGUCCUGAAAAAUGUCCUGCCCCCUAAGACAGUGAAUCUUUGUUAGUCUUUCCCACUUAAAGUUUUUGGUCAAAGUGUUUUUUGAUGAAGUUGAAACUUAGUACACAUGUUUCCAAUGAUUGUUCAUGAAAAUACACAUGUGUCUGCAUAAAAAAUUUCUAUGAGAUAGAAUUUUGAAAUAAAUUGUGAGCAGAUAGGUUUUAUUAUAUGUUUUAAGAAA
Messenger RNA from Mytilus trossulus (common blue mussel), 2772 nucleotides. RefSeq lists its product as uncharacterized. Bases 174 to 1490 code for a protein of 438 amino acids. NCBI's taxonomy places the organism in Eukaryota, Metazoa, Mollusca, Bivalvia, Mytilida, Mytilidae. The transcript has 12 exons. The record is from RefSeq and is a predicted model, not a curated record.